UUUCCGGAAGUAGACGCACCGGUUCACACGUGUGCAGCAGGCAAAACCAUCAAACCGGAUUUUAGCCAUUUUAAAGCUGUGGGUAUUUUUAACUCAAAAGGGCUAAUAAGAAAAUGUCUAAUUUUUUGCUAAACACCCUUUUGUCCCACCAUCCCGAUCCCGAGAAUUUGUUCAGUACGUUGUGCUGGCCAAGCACAUCACGCCCCGACAUAGAGAAGGUUGAAGCUUUAACUGUUUUGAUCAAGGAGCUUUCCAAUAAAUCACAAGAGGAGCGCUUUAUUUGUAAAGUGCAGUCAGUGAUAUGGAAUCAAUGCAUGCCACUAAUGCAAACGAUCUCCAGUGCAGAUGAUGGAGGUAAAGAUAUGCUGAGUGCUGUCUGUGGACUCUUUGCAGUGUGUGUCAGUACCUGUCAGACCCAUGAUGUACCUGAGAAGGUAAGUCAGGUUCUUCUGCCUGUGCUGUUGUCGAGAGAUGAUGGCAACCAUGAAACCAGCAGGUUUGACAUGGAUGUUGCCAUUGAAGUCACAGCAGUGCUGUUAUCCAGCAUCUCAUAUGACAGAGACAUCAUCUCUAGGACCUUGUCCUGCACCCUUUGCUGUGUCAAAGAUCUCUCUGACUCCGUAAUCUCAAAAAUCAUAGUCCGGAUCUGGUUCACCAUACUCAAGUCCUGCGAUAAAGACUCUGAAUCAGAGGUCCUACAUCAGAUAUGGGAUGAUUUACUGUCAUGGCAUCAGAGAGAUCAGACCGAAUCAGUAUCAGCUCGGGUUCUGGUGUGUCUCACUUCUCUCUCCGACCACCUCUACUCAUCUGAAACCUCUCAGACCCGGCCGGAUCCUAGAAGAUCUCAAAGGUUUUUUAGGGCAAUUCAGGCCGGAUUGAUCCACAAGGACAGUGUGACCCGCAAACGGGCACUUUACCUGCUCACAAGGUGUGUGGCACUGGCAGAGAUCAAGAAAGAAGAUGUGUUUACUAGCGAGGAACCUAACAGGGAUGAGAUCCUGUUCAGAUGGACUCCAGAAAAAAAGCAGUUACUGAGGGAAUUCUGGGAAGAUUAUGCUCUAGUAUUAGAGACUCUAGAGGAAAACCAGAUUCAUGUGAUCCGACCUGUACUCAACAGGAUCGACAUGCUCGUUGAGACAACGGCGACUGACAUCCAAGGUGGGCUGUUUUCUCCAUCCUGGCUGCUGUGUGUGUAUCAGCGCAUGUUUCACAGUGAGAACAAGGCAGUUAUGAAGGAAGGAGUCAAUCACCUGUUAGAACUGAAAGCACUGCAUCGUCCUGUGUUUGCUUUGGCAUUUUCACAGUUUGUAAUCGGUCCUCUCAUGGAUGUUCUUGCAGAGAGCUCUCUCUAUCACAGAGCACUACAGCAGAACAUUAGAGAUUGUCCAGAGCUUGGAGUGAAACUCCAAAUGUUUAUGGUGAAUUUCUUCAAAAGUUUGCCAGAAGAGAACAGAGGUUCAGUGUUGCUGCAGCUCGUUCAGCGGUUGGGAUCACGGCACUGGUGCGCAGUUCCGCUGCUCUUUCUGUCCCAGGCCCUGUCCUGUCUGUCCCCUUGUCCUCUACUAGGAUCUGAUGGACUUCAUGCAUUCAGAGAAGUUCUGCGCUGCACUAUGAUCACUCACCAGGUUCUUCUGAGAGGAGCUUCACAGUGUUUUCUGCUCCGUGCUGCUCUCUGUCUGACAGAUGUGGUACUGUGGUUUUCAGGUUUUUAUCCCUUAAAUGCUUGUAAUCCAUCUGUGUCAGGACAGGUUCAGAGAGUGGUCAGUAUGGCCACACUUGCGCUGUUGUGUGACGUGGAUGAUCGAGGUGUCCUAAACUACCGGUCUGAGGCCAUGAGAACGCUUCACUCGCUGACCGACUACUUCUACCCUUCAUCAUCUCAGCAUCUCAACCAAACAUUACUGAAGCCCACAUCUGUGACAAUCAGUGAUCCCGUGGACAGUGUCGUGCUGAAGGACUGGGGGCGAAUCGUGGCCCAGUUUAUUCGAGAUCAGUGGACGUGUCUGAGUUUUCUGCAGAAGUCUGCUGGGACCCUUCGGGCUCCUGUAGCUUCUGAGGUCCUGAGGGCUGCUGUGGAUGCUCUAGCAUUACUGCCUGGUCAUCUUGUUUUGCCGGUGCUGGACUUCAUGGCAUCAGUCGUACCACAGGUGGUGCAGUGUGAUGAAUCUCUGUGCAUUGAGGCCAUAUGUGCAUCAUGGAAGGUGGUUCAGGCUCUGAGCACAAACCCUCAUGAUUUCUGGUCCACACUGCAGGGAUUCGUGCGCUUAGCGUUUCACCAGGGCCUUCUGCAGCUCACAGAGGAACAGAAUCACAGAAUCACAGCCUGCAUACAACAGAUUGUGACUGAGCUCAUGGAGUUGGCACAAGUCCGAUCAGGAGUGUUUAAUGUUCUGAUCCAGCAUUGCUGUGAGACGUGGCUUCCCUGUGGGGCAGCAGAGGGUCUCCAGUCAGACGUUGUGUUCAGUACGGCUCUCUUACACCUCGACAUCCUGACUGAGGCCUGUGUGUACGGCCCAGUGUUCAGAAGAGACCAAAGGCUUGUUCAGGAGGUUCAAAGCUAUGUUGAGCAACUUGGUGAUAGUUGUGCAGCAAACACAGCUGUCAACAGUGAUAACAGGGAUGAUCAAUUUCCUCGAGUGUGUGUUCUGGCUUUCCUCUGCCGCUUGAAUCCAUCUAAUCAGCUUCACCAGCGUCUGAUGGAAGAGCUCGUACAGCGACUACUGAGGAAGGAUGCCGAGAUUUCGAAAUCCAAAGUACGUUACUAUAGCAACUCCAUCCAGCACAGAGUGAAGAACCGCGUGUGGCAGACGCUGCUGCUGUUACUGCAUAAACUCAGACCGGAGUUUGUGUCAGAGUGUGUGUUGAGUCACGUGUGUGAGGCCGGCUUCUGCAGUAACCAAGCGUCCGUCAAGUACCUGAUAGAGUGGACCCUGAUCCUGGUCCUCCACCAGAACCCGUCUCGCAUCCAGAACCUGUGGAACUGCUUCAGUCUGGAUCAUGAGAAGACAAAAACAAGCAUAUGCACUUUUCUCUCUGUCCUUGUGCACCUGAAUGUCCUCCUCCCAAAACUGCAAGAUAAGGAGGCGCAGUGGCGUAGAGCAGUGGAGGUGAGCCUGCAGUGGUGUUUCAGUCAUAAUUUCAGCAUCCGUCUGUACGCCCUGCUCGCCCUUAAAAGGGUGUGGGAGCUGGAGGAUGCCCGUGUCCUCCCGGAGGAACAUCUGGGCGCACUGACCACAGUGGUUCAGGCCUGUUUACAGCAGGCUGAAGCUAUGCAGAACACCGGAAAUGCGAUGAAAAAUUGGUCUAGAAUCCAGGACCAUUUCUUCUUCAGUGCUUUUAACCCAAUCAUGGACUACAGUGUUGAGAUAAUAUUCCACAUCUUUCCUCUCCUCUCGGAGCUGGCAGAAGAUGAGUGGCUUCCACUGUGGAAAUUUGAAAGUUUUGUUGACUUCCCAAUUGGUGCUGCCCUACCCUUGAAGAACUCUGUGACGGAUCUCUGUGAAUUCCAGCCUGGUGACUGGAGCCAACAGGACAAAGGUGGUUUGGAGCAGGAAGAGCGCUGGGCAGAAGUUCAGAAGAAAAUCACCCCGUGGAAGCUGAGUGUCCAGGUGCAGGAGCCUGAGCUCAUGGCCCAGCAGAGAGCAGCACGCCUGGGCAAACUCACCAGCAACCUCCUGGUGGUCGCAUCUCUCAUUGACAAGCCCACCAAUCUGGGCGGUCUGUGCAGGACGUGUGAGAUCUUUGGAGCCAAAGCUCUGGUUCUGGACAGUCUGCGACACGUUAAUGACAAACAGUUCCAGGUCCUCAGUGUGUCUUCAGAGUUGUGGCUGCCGAUGCUGGAGGUGAAGCCUGCCGAGUUGUCAGAUUUCCUGCAGCUGAAGAAGAGAGAGGGAUACUGGGUAAUAGGUGUGGAGCAAACAUCCAACAGCCAGAGUUUACGAGAUUACACGUUUCCUGAGAGAAGCCUCCUACUAUUGGGUAAUGAAAGAGAAGGCAUUCCUGCAAACCUGCUACAGCUGGUGGAUGUGUGUGUGGAGAUUCCUCAGCACGGCAUCACCCGCUCCCUCAACGUGCACGUGAGCGCCGCCCUGCUGGUGUGGGAAUAUACGAGACAACAUUUAGGACAGAACACUGGGUCAUAAAACACAAAACAGUCUGUGUUAUUUCGCAGAAAACAUCUGUCAGUAUUUUCGAGAUGUUGCAUUGUACUCCAUUAUUUCUAAGGAAAAGUCUUGUUUAAGCAAAUCGAGUAAGUCAUAAGAGGCAUUUUGCUUGACAGGAUUCCCCAAAUUUGAGUAAAAAGAUCCACACUAUCAUCUUUUGUUCCUUUUCCUCUCCUCUGAGUUAUUUUUUACUCUGUAUUAUAUUUAAACGUGAUG
Sinocyclocheilus anshuiensis is the source of this 4379-nucleotide messenger RNA. RefSeq names its product probable methyltransferase TARBP1. Gene Ontology annotation, biological process: tRNA methylation. The record is from RefSeq and is a predicted model, not a curated record. The transcript has 25 exons. Bases 114 to 4142 code for a protein of 1342 amino acids. Lineage: Eukaryota; Metazoa; Chordata; Actinopteri; Cypriniformes; Cyprinidae. Gene Ontology annotation, molecular function: RNA binding; tRNA (guanine) methyltransferase activity.